AUGACACUGCAGCGAACCGAUCUACAUAUGCAGCCAGGGCACUCGUUCCUGCAUCAACACACAUCUGAUUCGACCCGGAUAUCUCGAGAGGCUGAAUCCUCGGAGCAUUGCGGAGUUUUGAAUAAGAUCGUCUCGAUGGGAGGCUUCAACAGGGAGGUAAAAGAAGUAUUUUGAGUAUAAUUUUUCAAGGGGUUUGGCUAGUUGAAAUUUUCAAACUGCUGACAAUGCUCCCAGGUCUUUGAAGAGACAUGUCAGAUCACGCCUUUACGAGUCUUCACCAACCUCCUUGGUCUUGCCUUAUCCAUACCAACGCAGUUCUUCCUCGAUCUCAAAGUCAAUCAAUACCUUUAUCCAAAGAAAGUACCCCACUCGGUGAAACUUCCGAUAUGCUUCGCUGCAGGCCCUCAACGUGACAGCCGUAGGGAUGAUUUCCCUUCACACUGCAGCAAUGCUGCCUGCAUAAGCCCCCGCUAUGCAAGUAAUUAUUUUCGAAGCUCAAGUCCUCAACAAAGAUCCGUUUGCAGGAUCAGCAAACGAAUUCUUUGCGGAAAAGUCACAAGAAAACGGUUGGAAUAGGCGGGCUGCUUGGCUGCUCAACAGCUACCUCUUGCCUUACAACAUCGGGGAGAUUCUUCCUAUGCAGACGGAACGGGUAUGUUGUAACUUAUGAGCUGCUGGAUCCUCAAUUGAGGGGUGAUCAUGUACAAUGUGCAUUUUUUGGGAAUUCGAGAUCAAUCAUGCGAGGGAAAAAUCCAUGUAUUUUGUUGCAGUUUAGUGAGAGGCACCGAAUCUUUUCUCGAAAUAUCAUAUUAACGAUUCAAUAUGAAAUUUUCCUGACCCAUCCUCCGAAAAGCAACGCUAGAAGACGCCUAUCUGACGAACUGAUUAGAAAUCAACAGGUAAACCUUAUGAGUCGAGGCGGAUAUGUGCCGGAUCGUCACACUGGCUCAAGUUACACCAUUCCCUGA
This is a messenger RNA of Hymenoscyphus albidus, 968 nucleotides long. The record is from the annotation of a GenBank genome assembly. Lineage: Eukaryota; Fungi; Ascomycota; Leotiomycetes; Helotiales; Helotiaceae.